AUGGAGCCGGGACUGCCGGCGGGACGGACGGCUAUGGCGCCGCUGCUGGAGUACGAGCGGCAGUUGGUGCUGGAACUGCUCGACACCGACGGGCUGGUGGUGUGCGCCCGCGGGCUCGGCGCGGACCGGCUCCUCUACCACUUCCUCCGGCUGCACUGCCACCCGGCCUGCCUGGUGCUGGCGCUCAACACGCAGCCCGCCGAGGAGGAGUAUUUUAUCAAUCUGCUGAAGCUAGAAGGAGUUGAACAUCUCCCUUGCCGUGUAACAAGUGAAAUCGCAAGUAACAGUCGUUAUGAGGUUUACACACGAGGUGGCGUUAUAUUUGCAACAAGUCGUAUACUUGUGGUUGAUUUCUUGACUGAUAGAAUACCUUCAGAUUUAAUUACUGGCAUCUUGGUGUAUAGAGCCCACAGAAUCAUCGAGUCUUGUCAAGAAGCAUUCAUCUUGCGCCUCUUUCGCCAGAAAAACAAACGUGGUUUUAUAAAAGCUUUUACAGACAAUGCUGUUGCCUUUGAUACUGGUUUUUGUCAUGUGGAAAGAGUGAUGAGAAACCUUUUUGUGAGGAAGCUAUAUCUGUGGCCAAGGUUCCAUGUAGCAGUAAACUCAUUUUUAGAACAGCACAAACCUGAAGUCGUAGAAAUUCAUGUCUCUAUGACACCUGCCAUGCUGGCUAUACAGACUGCUAUACUGGACAUAUUAAAUGCAUGUCUGAAGGAACUAAAGUGCCAUAACCCAUCGCUUGAAGUGGAAGAUUUAUCUUUAGAAAAUGCUAUUGGAAAACCUUUUGACAAGACAAUCCGCCAUUAUCUUGAUCCUUUAUGGCACCAGCUUGGAGCCAAGACUAAAUCCUUGGUUCAGGAUUUGAAGAUACUACGAACUUUGCUGCAGUAUCUCUCUCAGUAUGAUUGUGUUACAUUCCUUAAUCUUCUGGAAUCUCUGAGAGCAACAGAAAAGGCUUUUGGUCAGAAUUCAGGCUGGCUCUUUCUUGACUCCAGUACCUCGAUGUUCGUGAAUGCACGAGCAAGGGUUUACCAUGUUCCAGAUGCCAAAAUAAGUAAAAAAGGCAAAACUUCUGAAAAAAUGGAGAUUAAUGAAGGACAAGAAGCUAAAAAGGAGCUGGUCUUAGAAAGCAGCCCGAAGUGGGAGGCACUAACGGAAGUAUUGAAAGAGAUUGAAGCAGAAAAUAAGGAGAGCGAAGCCCUUGGUGGUCCAGGCCAAGUACUUAUUUGUGCCAGUGAUGAGCGAACAUGCUCCCAGCUGAGGGACUAUAUCACUCUCGGAGCAGAGGCCUUCUUACUGAAGCUCUACCGGAAAACCUUUGAGAAGGACAGCAAAGCUGAAGAAGUGUGGAUGCAAUUUAGAAAGGAGGACAGUUCAAAGAGAAUUAUGAAAUCCAGCAAAAGACCCAAAGGCCCCCAAAACAAAGAACGGGCUUCCACCAAAGAAAAGACUCUCAAAAAGAAAAAACGAAGGUUGACUUUAACUCAGAUGAUAGGAAAAUCUGAGGAACUGGAAGAGGAAGGGGAUGUCGAGGAAGGAUUUCAUAGAGAAAUAAGCAGUAGCUCAGAAAGCCGUUUGGAAGAAAUUAAACAUGAAGAAUUUGAUUUAAAUUUAUCAUCAGAUGCUGCUUAUGGAAUCCUGAAAGAACCCCUGACUAUCAUCCAUCCACUUCUGGGUUGUAGCGACCCCUAUGCUCUGACAAGGGUACUCCAUGAAGUGGAGCCAAGAUAUGUGGUUCUCUAUGAUGCAGAGCUAACGUUCGUACGUCAGCUGGAAAUUUACAGGGCAAGUAGGCCUGGGAAACCUCUGAGGGUUUACUUUCUCAUAUAUGGAGGUUCAACUGAGGAACAGCGCUAUCUCACUGCUUUGCGGAAAGAAAAAGAAGCUUUUGAAAAGCUCAUAAGGGAAAAGGCUACCAUGGUUGUCCCUGAAGAAAGGGAAGGCAGAGAUGAAACAAACCUAGACUUAGUAAGAGGCACAGUGUCUACAAACGUUUCUGCUGACACCCGCAAAGCCGGUGGCCAGGAACAGAAUGGUACGCAGCAAAGCAUAGUUGUGGAUAUGCGCGAAUUUCGAAGUGAACUCCCGUCUCUGAUUCAUCGUCGGGGCAUUGACAUUGAACCGGUGACGUUAGAGGUUGGAGAUUACAUCCUGACUCCAGAAAUGUGCGUGGAACGCAAGAGUAUCAGUGAUUUGAUCGGUUCUUUAAACAACGGUCGCCUCUACAGCCAGUGCAUCGCCAUGUCCCGCUAUUACAAGCGACCUAUGCUUCUGAUCGAGUUUGACCCUAAUAAGCCUUUCUCCCUCACUUCCAGAGGUGCCUUAUAUCAGGAGAUCUCCAGCAAUGACAUUAGUUCCAAACUCACUCUCCUUACACUUCACUUCCCCAGACUCCGGAUUCUCUGGUGCCCCUCCCCUCAUGCAACUGCCGAGCUGUUUGAGGACCUCAAACAAAAUAAGCCACAACCUGAUGUGGCAACAGCACUGGCCGUUACAGCAGAUUCAGAAACCCUGCCCGAGUCAGAAAAGUAUAAUCCUGGUCCCCAAGACUUCUUGUUAAAAAUGCCAGGGGUAAAUGCCAAAAACUGUCGCUCCUUGAUGAGCCACAUUAAGAACAUCGCAGAAUUAGCAACCCUGUCCCAAGACAAGCUCACAAGUAUACUGGGGAAUGCUGCAAAUGCUAAGCACCUAUAUGACUUCAUUCACGCCUCUUAUGCAGACGUUGUCUCUAAGGGAAAAGUGAAAAAAUGAGCAGUGGUGGCUGUUUUCUGAUCCCAUGACUGUGCUUUUCAAUUGCACUUUGCCAGCCAUCAUAGGGCAUUAUUAAUCAUUAGCUCGGUACUUCAUUCUCUUUUAGUGCUUUUAAUGAUUGUGCAUUCUGUUUCAAGGUCACUGGACCAGAAGCCAAGGUUCCUCUCUGAACUCUGCAUUUAGGCAUCGUAUUAACUUCCCCGCGUCUGCUCUCCCCUUCCCUGCACUGUCCAUGCCAGAGUUGGUAUAUUCAAUUUUUAAAUGAGGUGUGUCAGGAUCAGGUAAAGUUUCUUCAAGUGUUUAUUAUGGAAGGCCAUUUUUGAAACAAGCAGAAAUCUGUGUUUGCUUCACAAACUGAUAAAAUACACGGUCAUGCUCCUACCCUCUGUCUACACAGAGGCACUCUGGAACACUGAGAAGGGACAUCUCUUUGCCAUUCCUGACCUGUUCUCUCUCUCACAUUUUCUUCAACCCCAAGCUUCUGCCACCUGUCUGCGUCUAAGGAAAAUUCACGGGGCUUUCCUUCUACUAAUUUGAGACAGCCAUCUCUCAAGCUGGCUGACUAGUCUUAUCACCUGAAUGUAUGUAGUGUGUACUAUAACUUGACUGUUCAAAACUAGUAUUUUUAAGACAUAAAAUGAAUUUGAUGGUGUAGGUGAAAGAGCCCUUGGAAUUCUGUUUUUACACAUAUUCAACCUAAAAUCAGAAAUCUCUAAGCCCAAUAGCAAGUUAUAGAGUCUUUUAAGGCGUCUCUUCCCAGCUCUCCUCACAUAUCCUAAGACGUCAGCACCAUUUCCCCUAGAAGUGCAACACCAGCUCAUCCUCUCUGAUUCUCCAUUCCUCAUGUUCCUGUGCCAGAGGGCCCUACCUGCUGUGUGUGAGGACUCAAACACAAGCAGAUGAGUGGCCCACAAAGCUUUUAAGAUUUGGCUUUUCUUCCUUGAGUUGAGAUAAAAGGAUUGUAGAUAAGUGGAAGAUCAAUGCAUAGAAUAUAUAAAAAUUCAGAAGAAAUAUAUGUGUUUAAAAACCCAUAAAGUAAUCCCGUUCUAAACCUUCUGAUUGAUUUAGGUUGGCUUUUUACUGAAGUGUACAUACAGGAUGUUCAUAGCAUCUUUGCUCAGUUUUUAAACUUUUAUAUUUAAACAUUAUUAACUUAGCUAUGAUUUAAAUAUUUCGUAAUGAGUAGUACAUUUUCUACCUCAAGAGCUAAUAUAGACAUCAAUUUUGCUAGCCAUAUCACAUAGUUUAGCAUUUCAUCAAUGUCAGCUAUUUUUUUGCUUAUUACACUGUUCGAAGAGACAGUGGACCACAUGACACAAAAUUGUCUUCAACUUUAACAAAAGUGCUUUUAACUAUCCUUUCCAAACUGAACCACUCAUAUUGGCAUCUUGAUUUAUUGGUAUUUAACAGUAUAGAUGGAUUUAGAGUACUGUAAGAAUGAAUUGAGGGGUGUCAAGAACCAGAUUUGUGUCCGUGGACCUCUGUGAGGCAAUGUGGACAGAAACACACAUGAAUUUAAGGUAGAAUGAAGAUUUGGGCUAUUUUUGUCCCGGGGUUAAAAAUAUGCCCUCUACAAUAGAAAACAAAAAUAUUGAAUGAUUACAUUAAUGUUAACAUUCACUUUCGUAUUUAUUGUUUUAUUGAAGUUUAAUCAUAGUUUGAAGUAUGUUAAAAUAAUAUAUCACUUCAAAUGGUAAUGGUUAUUAUGUUUCUUCACUCUUUUCUAGCACUUCUGUUUGUGGUAUGUAAUCUCUAUUUUUUCUUCUUGUAUAAUUCCACCUGCCUUUUGUUGUUUUCAUUACAUAAAAGGAAAAGCUUAACAUAGCACAUUCUGUGAUUGGGGUUUUAAUCCAAGUUAAGUUUUCAAAAAUAAGCUCGUCUUAAAGCUACCAUUUUAAACAGUUCUUGUUGUCUAGUAAAUAACAGUCUUAAUUGUAUUUAGUGCCAGUGUUCUUUGGCUCUCAAAAUCUAUAUGCUGUUGUACCUACUGAACGCAAGUGCACUGUCUCAUGUAUUUUAAUUAUGAUCGAUAAUUUCUGAUGAACUCUAAAAUGGUCAUUAUAGAUGAAAGACUCUCACUGCCACUUCU
This is a messenger RNA of Cynocephalus volans (Philippine flying lemur), 4840 nucleotides long. RefSeq names its product ERCC excision repair 4, endonuclease catalytic subunit (gene ERCC4). Gene Ontology annotation, biological process: resolution of meiotic recombination intermediates; nucleotide-excision repair involved in interstrand cross-link repair; double-strand break repair via homologous recombination. The transcript is spliced from 11 exons. The record is from RefSeq and is a predicted model, not a curated record. NCBI's taxonomy places the organism in Eukaryota, Metazoa, Chordata, Mammalia, Dermoptera, Cynocephalidae. Gene Ontology annotation, cellular component: nucleotide-excision repair factor 1 complex. Bases 1 to 2751 code for a protein of 916 amino acids. Gene Ontology annotation, molecular function: single-stranded DNA endonuclease activity; single-stranded DNA binding; damaged DNA binding.